Empidonax traillii (willow flycatcher) is the source of this 5418-nucleotide messenger RNA. RefSeq names its product FKBP prolyl isomerase 15 (gene FKBP15). The coding region runs from base 92 to 3826 and encodes 1244 amino acids. The record is from RefSeq and is a predicted model, not a curated record. NCBI's taxonomy places the organism in Eukaryota, Metazoa, Chordata, Aves, Passeriformes, Tyrannidae. Gene Ontology annotation, molecular function: peptidyl-prolyl cis-trans isomerase activity. The transcript has 30 exons. Gene Ontology annotation, cellular component: growth cone.
GGGCCGGUCCCGCCGGGCCGUGAAGCGCUGCCCGUUCCUAUUCCCGUUCCCAUUCCUGGUCCCGCUCCUGGUCCCGGUCCCGGUCCCGGCCAUGUUCGGGCCGGCGGAGGAGGACGACGCGGAUUUCCUGUCCCCGGCCAGCGGUGCCAGAUUGGCCUCUCUCUUUGGUCUGGAUCAAACAGUCUCAGGCCAGGGCAAUGAAUUCUUCCAGUUCACUGCCCCAAAGCAGCCCAAGAAGGGUCAGGCAGCGGCUGCAGGUCAGCCCCAGAAGGCUCCGGUGGCCCCGGCAGCCCCGGCGGUGUUGGUGGCCACCGCGGUCCUCGCCUACCGAUAUGCAAACGGGCAGUACUUGAAGCAGGGCAAGUAUGGAGCAGCUGUAGUGGGGAACCACGCUGCCAAAGAGUACAGGAUCCUCCUCUACAUCAGUCAGCAGCAGCAGAUCACAACUGCCAGGAUCCACCCAGGCUUUGUCCUCACGGUCCAACCCAACAAUUACAGCACCUUCUACGAUGAUCAGAGGCAAAACUGGUCCAUCAUGUUUGAAUCUGAAAAGGCAGCGAUGGAUUUCAGCAAACAGGUGUGCAUUGCCAAAUGCAACAGCUCCCCAGUGCUUGAGUCAGUCCUCUACCAGGAUCUCCUGCUUGGAGAAGGGCAGGGAGUAGAAGCAGGAGACUCUCUGGAAGUUGCCUACACGGGUUGGCUGUUCCAGAACAACGGGCUGGGACAGGUGUUUGACUCCAACGUUAACAAAGACAAGCUGCUGAGGCUGAAGCUGGGAUCUGGAAAGGUCAUCAAGGGCUGGGAAGAAGGAAUGAUGGGGAUGAAGAAAGGAGGGCGAAGGUACCUCAUCAUCCCCCCAGCAUGGGCCUACGGGGCUCAGGGAGUGCCUGGUCGUGUCCCUCCAGACUCUACCCUGGUGUUUGAGGUGGAGGUCAAGAGGGUGAAGCUGGCAAAGGAGUGCUCUGCUUCAGAUGGACUGAGUGUGAGUUCAAGGGAUUCUCCUGCACCUUCUCCAGUCCCCAGCUCGGAUGGCUUCUCUGCAGACACUGGUUUAAUGCCUCCCUCCACAAUCCCUCCAAAGCCUGGGGAACCAGCUGUGCGGGCCAAGUCCAACUCCAUCAGUGAGCAGCUCGCAAACCCAGAUGUAGCAAAGGCAAAGCUGAUUUCUCGGAUGGCCAAAAUGGGGCAGCCCAUGCUGCCCUUCCUCGCUGGGACAGCAGGGGGUCAGCUGGACUCCAGUGACUCAGAAAUAGAGGAUCCAAAUACACUGAGAGGGACAGCCCAGCCAGUGGCUCCAUCUGCCAUGAGACCUUCCCAGCCAGCUCAAGCAGUGCUGCCCACGGUGUCCACACAAGUACCUCAAGCAUCUGGUGCUGCACCCUCAGUAUCUUCUGCUGCUUUAAUUCCUGCAACGAUCCAGCCCCACUCAGCUCUGCCUGGAGGAGCACAGGGCUUUCAGGCAUAUCCAGGGAUGGCAUUUGCUUACCCCCAAACUGCUGCAUCUGCUUCUCAGCUCCAGCCUGUGGGCCAGAUGUAUCCUGCCCCUUACCAAGCUCCUGGGGAUGUUACUUCCUUUUUGAUGACAGAAGCUCGGCAGCACAACACUGAAAUCAGACUGGCUGUGAGCAAAGUAGUGGAUAAAAUGGAUCACCUGGCUGCCAAGGUGGAGGAGCUGAAGAAACAAAGCAGUGCCAACAGCUCCCUGCUGCCUGGCAUCUCCUCUGUCACCAUGGAAGCCUCCAUGAUCAUGAGCAACAUCCAGCGCAUCAUCCAGGAGAACGAGAGGCUGAAGCAGGAGAUCUUUGAGAAGAGCAGUCGGAUUGAGGAGCAGAAUGAGAAGAUCAGCGAGUUGAUCGAGCGCAAUCAGAGGUAUGUGGAGCAAAGUAACCUGCUGAUGGAGCAGAGGAACCACUCACUGCAGACAACAAACGAGAACACACAGGCAAGAGUGUUGCAUGCAGAGCAGGAGAAGCACAUGCUGCCGGUGGAUCGGGGCUGGGACCAGGCCAAGGUUGCAGAGGAGCUGGCAGCUGCCACAGCCCAGGUGUCCCAGCUGCAGCUGGAGCUCACAGCCCACCAGAAGCAGGAGAUGGCCCUGAGGAAGCAGCUCUCCGCGGCCGUGCAAGAGGCCGAGCGGCACGAGGCGCAGCUCAACAAGCUGCAGGCGCAGGUGGCAGAGCUCCAGGAAGCCUCUGAGGACACUCAGAGCAGAUUCAAAGCUGAGAAGCAGAGCCGGAAGCAGCUGGACUUGAAGAUCACGGCACUGGAGGAGGAGCUGACGGACCUGAAAGUGGAGAAGGAGACCCUGGAAAGGAAUCUUGCAGAGAGGAAGAAGAAAUCCCUGUCAGAGAGAGCUCAGGCCGAGGAGGAGAUGGAAGAAAUACGCAGGUCGUACCAGCAGGAGCUGGACAAGCUGCGGCAGCUGCUGAAAAAGGCCCGGACUUCGACUGACCAGGCAGCAGCAGAGCAGCUGUCACUCAUCCAGGCAGAGCUGGAAUCCCAGUGGGAAGCCAAAUGUGAGCGUGCCCUGGCCUCGGCCAAGGAGCAGCACGCCCGGCAGUACCAGGAGGUGUGUGAGCAGAGGGACUCCCUGCAGCAGCAGCUGGCCCAGCUGGAAGAGAAGCUCACGGCUCUAAAACACUCGAAAAAAGCAGAGGAGCAAAAAUUGUCAGAGGUUCAGCAACGUUUGGAGGAACUGGAGCCUAUCCAAGAGAAGUUCUCAGCCCUGCAGGCAGAUGCUGUGGUGCUGAAGGCUCGCUAUGAAGAACGGAUCCGAGCCCUGGAGAGGGAUCAGGAGGGAUCCUCACCUGCAGACUUCACAGAAGAAGUCAAGAAGAUCAUGAACAGUGUGUUUCAGUCCCUUCGGGGUGAAUUUGAGCUGGAAGAGACCUACAGUGGCAGGACAGUGCUGGGGGUUGUCAUGAACACUAUCAAGACUGUGACACUGCAGCUGCUCAACAGGCAGCAGGAGAAACCAGAUCAUGAGAGUGAAAAGGAGGAAUCUGGAACAGUGAGACAGAAGGGGUCACUUGGAGCAAAGACUGACCAGCAGGAGUCUGUGCAGAAUAGCCCAGCACAGAGUGUUGCAUUCCCAGCUGAUCCUGGAGAAACAGCCACAGGCCCCAGGGUGUCUGAGCAGGAAGGCAAGACUGCUCCUCACUCUGCCAGGCCUGGAACUCCUGAGGAGGAGCAGGAGACGUGGAGCAAUGGGGUGGCAGAGGAGGAGAAGGUCCAGGGGGAGCAUCUCUCUCCCACAGCCAAAUCCCACCUGGAUCCUGAGAAAGGGCCUGUACAUGCAGGACAGCCAAUUCCUGAGGAGGAGCACAGGCAGGAGAGCAAUCCCCUUGGGAAAGCUGAGCCAGAACACAGUCCCUCCAGGGUGUCUUUGCAGGCAGAAGUUGCAGAACCUUCUGUUCCAGAAGCCAAGCCAGAAGUGGAUGUGGCAGCCGUGGAGCAGAAGGCAGAGGAGGCUGUGGGAGGUUUGGAGCCUCCUCCCUUAAAUGGGGAGGAAGGGAGUGGCUCAGAGCCAUGGGAUGGAGCUGGCCCUGAGAAGGAACAACCUGCCUCAGUGUCCAGCACAGCAGAGCUGGGCUCAGCUGUCACCAGAGAAGCCCCAGGACAGCAGGAAUUGGGCUCCAGCCCCAGGCAAGGAGAUUCCAGCCUCUUUGAGGAUGACAACUUCUUUGAGACAGCAUCUCCUAAACCACUGAAGCCUCAAGUUCCCUCUGAAGAGGAGGAUGAGGAGGAAGUGAGCAUGAAGGGGCGUCCCCCUCCUGCACCCCUGUUUGGGGAUGAUGAUGAUGAUGAUCUGGACUGGCUGGGAUGAAGGUCUGGCUGGGAUGUCUCCUCUGGGCGUGGCCUCUUCCUGUGCGCUGAGCACCUGGCGAGUGGGACACUUGGGAAUGAGCAGGGCCUUCCCUGCAGUCCUGCAGACUGAGGGGGCUGGGAGCAGUGGCUCCUGUUGCACUCGUGGGCACUCUCAGCCCUGAUGCUCUGAGCUGCCAAACACGCAGGGGUUGGAGUGCAGGAGCCAUCCUAUUGCUGUCCCCCGCCCUGAGCCCUGGAUUCAUGAACCUCAGACUCUCUGCAAGUAGGAACGUGGUGAAGUGCUUUGGCAGGACCCUGGAGGGGGAACAGCCUGUUAAAAAAAAUCAGACUAAAAUCUCCUUUUCUUCCCCGGUGAAGAUCUCCUUGGAAUACUUCUUAAUCCUCAGGGUGGCUCCAGGAUUCCCUGCACCCUCUCACCACUGGGUAUGAGCCAUGUGCUGCUGGAGAUCAGACCCUAGACAGGGGUUUUCCUGUGAGCCGCUGGCUCUGCACAAGCAGCUGGGGGACCCCGGGGGCUGAGGUGGUUCAGGUGGGCCCUGGGGCAGAGCUGUGGCACAGGUGGUGCUGGGCCAGGGCCCUGGGAGUGGUGCUGACCCUCAGGGCUCUGUUAGACCAGCACCUGGUGGUGGCUGAAGGAGCCCAACCCCUGGCUGUGUGUUGAUUAGGACCCCCAGGGCUCACAGAGACCUCCCAGCCAGCUCUUCUCCUCUGGCCAGAGCUGAGGGGAUUUUUGCUGGGCUGUUUCCCUGGCAGUGGGGGCAGCAGCACAGUCCCUGCAGGCAGCCCGGCCCCUCCCCUGUGCCUUUGGCUCUGCUGCUGUUCAAGGGUGACCAUCACAGCACCAAUUAAAGCACAGGGAUGGUGGAACACAAGCUGUAACCACCCCCUCCCCCAGGCUGUGCUGGGCAGAUGGAGUUUGGGGUAAAACCCUUUGGUCUGAGGGGGCCAAGAGGGGAAAGGAGUGAGGUCAGAGCUGGGCAAACAGCCUGGGGCUCUCACAGCACUUUCACUCUACGCUCAUUGGCACUAACACAACCUAAACUAGCAGCCCUUGGUGUCUUUAAAACAAGUAACUCCCUUCACUUAAUACAAGGAAACAGCUUGAACUAAAUCUACUGCAAUUUAGUUUCUACAACUGCCUCUAAUCACCUCUGACUGGAACUCCGUCUGGGUCCUCCCAGAGGAGGAGAACACCCAAAAAAGCACUGGGUGUUCCUGUUGGGGUGUGUGGCUGGUGCCUGUCCCUGCCCAACACCCUCAGUGCCACAACUUGCCAAAUGCAGCUGAAAUUUGGGUGGAGACCAAAGCCCCCCUGGUGCCAGGUACCUGAGCUGGGGCUUCCUGGGAGCCACUCCAGGAGUUAGUGCUGCCCCUGAUGAUGUUUGAAACCUGCAUUUUCUCUGGGGAUCCUUGUGCUGCUCCCAGUGUGGGUGCCCUGAUGUGGCCUCUGGACCCCAUCCGUGCACUGUCCCAGGGGAGGUCAUUGCUCAUAACUAACAAGUUCCACUUCUCAUUCCCUGUUAUUACAAACAGACAACCUGAGGGAUUUGCAUUUCACUUCUUGGAGAAUAAAGUGCAAUUAAACCUGUA